AUGCCCAAGUCAAAGAGAGCAAAGGUCUACCACCUGACCCAGGUGUCCAAGAAGACGCGCGAGAACAAGGACAAGCUGUUUGCCAACAUUCGGGACGCGAUCCCCGAGUUUCAGUACUGCUGGGUGUUUAGCGUGGACAACAUGAGGAAUAAU
This is a messenger RNA of Podospora anserina S mat+, 153 nucleotides long. RefSeq lists its product as uncharacterized. The annotation marks the transcript as partial. Gene Ontology annotation, molecular function: RNA binding. The transcript has a single exon. NCBI's taxonomy places the organism in Eukaryota, Fungi, Ascomycota, Sordariomycetes, Sordariales, Podosporaceae. Gene Ontology annotation, cellular component: nucleolus; preribosome, large subunit precursor. Gene Ontology annotation, biological process: ribosomal large subunit biogenesis; nuclear-transcribed mRNA catabolic process; rRNA processing. The record is from RefSeq and is a predicted model, not a curated record.